Pseudophryne corroboree (corroboree frog) is the source of this 519-nucleotide messenger RNA. RefSeq names its product ribosomal protein lateral stalk subunit P1 (gene RPLP1). Lineage: Eukaryota; Metazoa; Chordata; Amphibia; Anura; Myobatrachidae. The record is from RefSeq and is a predicted model, not a curated record. Gene Ontology annotation, cellular component: cytosolic large ribosomal subunit; ribosome. Gene Ontology annotation, molecular function: protein kinase activator activity; ribonucleoprotein complex binding; structural constituent of ribosome. Gene Ontology annotation, biological process: translational elongation; cytoplasmic translation. The coding region runs from base 143 to 481 and encodes 112 amino acids. The transcript has 4 exons.
GUGGUGGCCCCGCCCCCUCUCUCCCCGUGUGACUGUGAGGUGCUCGGUUCUUCUGUGGAAGCUAAGGCCUGAUCUCCAUCCGGCGACUAGCACCCUCCUGUCCAGCCAUCCGUCCCCGGCACCGCGCUCCUCGUACCCAGCCAUGGCCUCCGUCUCCGAGCUCGCCUGUAUCUACUCCGCGCUCAUCCUCUACGACGAUGAUAUCACCAUCACGGAGGACAAGAUCAUUACACUCAUCAAGACAGCGGGUGUCAGCAUAGAGCCCUUCUGGCCAAGUCUGUUUGCCAAGGCUCUCAACAACAUUAGCAUCGGCAGCCUGAUCUGCAACGUUGGAGCCGGUGGCGGCGCUCCGGCCGCUGGAGCUGCUCCUGCUGCACCGGCCGCUGCUGGUGCUGCUCCAGUUGAAGAGAAGAAAAAGGAGGAAGAGAAGGAGGAGUCUGAGGAAUCUGAUGACGACAUGGGAUUCGGGCUCUUUGACUAAAUUUUGUAAGAGGACUUGUAAUAAAGAGAGUAUCUCUA